Messenger RNA from Abrus precatorius (Indian licorice), 1074 nucleotides. RefSeq names its product serine/threonine-protein phosphatase 7 long form homolog. The record is from RefSeq and is a predicted model, not a curated record. Gene Ontology annotation, biological process: meristem maintenance; meristem development. The transcript has 4 exons. Lineage: Eukaryota; Viridiplantae; Streptophyta; Magnoliopsida; Fabales; Fabaceae. Bases 1 to 1074 code for a protein of 357 amino acids.
AUGGCAUCAUCUUCGUCUCGUAGUAGGGUAUUAAAUCCUGACCCCGAGGAUGGUUCAUUACUGCGCUAUCAGUCUAUUCAUGUUUCAGAGCAUAUUUGGGAUGGUCGUGAACACCCAAUAUUGAGAGUGAGAAGAGGUCAUUUCAUACAUGCUGGCAUGGAGGGAGUACCAGUAGAGAUUAUUCCUCAUUUGACAGUAGCAGGAUUUGCUGGAGUAGCACAGUUGGCUAGUAUUCCUAUUGACCGCCAAUUGAUUACAGCGUUGGUAGAAAGAUGGAGGCUAGAGACCCAUACAUUUCACAUGUCCCCUGGAGAGUGUGCUAUUACUCUUCAAGACAUUGCUAUUCAGAUGAGUCUUCGUAUUGAUGGAAGACCAGUUAUUGCCCCUACAGGAGGUGACAGGGCACAAAUUGUUGAAGAUUUAUUGGGAAUUAGACCACCUAAUUCUGCAUUUAUGGGGAGCAGCUUGAAAUUUACUUGGUUGGAUGAGCAUUUUUCCCAUGUUGGUAGUAGGGUCCUAGUUAGGUACCUUCCUUUACUUGAGGAUUUAGAGAUAACUGGACAAUAUAGUUGGGGAAGUGCAGCAUUAGCCUUCCUAUACAGAGAGUUAUGCAUGUCCACGAAUAUUGAUCGGUCUAGUAUUGGAGGAUUGACUCCACUUGUGAUGCUGUGGGCGUGGGAUAGGUUCCCAUUUCUAUCUCCGGGUGAUCCCCCUUACACACAGAAUGAUCUUCCUUAUGGUGCACGGAAGGAGAGAAAGGAUCUAGCUUACUUUAGGUUCAAAUUUGAUCAUUUGAAACGUGAUCAGUUUGUGUGGCAAUCAUAUAGUAUAGAUUUGAUGCAUACUUUGCCUGCCAUAUGCACUGAGGGCAUGCAUAUAUGGAGAGCUAUUGUGCCGCUUAUUUGUUUCCAAAUAUGUAAAUGGUACCAGCCCGAUCGUACCAUGCGUCAAUUUGGGAUGGUGCAACAUAUUCCUCAUGCUCCUUAUCAGCCAGACCAGCUACAUGACAUUACUCUCAGAGGGAAGACUGCUGACAAUUGGGAGUCAAAGUUCAGGGGCGUACUAGAGCAUUGA